AACACAAGGAGUCGGCAACUAACACCGUCACGAGCUCGACGUGGAUGCGCCAAAGUCAGAUGGUCCGCUCACCACAUCUUCAUGGAUUAACUUCGUCGAAUUUCUCUCCCUCCCUCUCUCUCUCUCUCUCUGUCCAAGUCUACCUCUCUCCGUCCAAAUUGAAGUUGAUAGUCAAGGGAAGAGAGAGAGAGAGAGAGAGGAAGCAAUCUGUUCUUGAUUGCCUGCGCGAGCUCAUACAGAUUCAGGAACUGGGAAUGGAGUUCAAGGUCUCUGCUGCAGAGGAAUCAGAACAAAUGCAGGAUAGCAAUAAUGAGAUAGAGCAAAGCAAAGUGGGUAUCAUGAGAGCCCUUGUCGAAAGAGAAGAUCCCUCUUCCAAGGAAGUGGAUGAUUUGAUGAUCCGGAGAUUUUUGCGAGCUCGUGAUCUUGAUAUUGAGAAGGCUUCUAACCUAUUCUUAAAGUACUUAAGCUGGAAGCGAACAUUUGUUCCCAAUGGUUCCAUAUCUGCAUUAGAGGUCCCAAAUGAGCUCUCCCACAACAAGUUGUUUAUGCAAGGUCUAGACAAGAAGGGACGCCCCAUUACAGUUGUAUUUGGUGGGAGACAUAAACAGACUAAAGGGAGUCUUGAGGAGUUCAAGCGCUUUGUGGUCUUCAGUCUGGACAAAAUAUGUGACAGGAUGCCAAGAGGUCAGGAAAAGUUCAUUUGCAUUGGAGAUCUUGAAGGAUGGGGCUACACUAAUAGUGACAUUCGAGGAUACUUGGCGGCUCUAUCUAUCUUGCAGGAUUGUUACCCAGAGAGGCUAGCCAAGUUGUUUAUAGUCCAUGUGCCUUAUAUAUUUAUGACUGCAUGGAAGGCUAUUUACCCAUUUAUUGACAACAAAACCAAGAAGAAGAUUAUCUUUGUUGAGAAAAAAAAACUCCGACCAACUCUGCUUGAAGAUAUUGAUGAGAGCCAGCUCCCUGACAUCUAUGGGGGCAAACUAUCACUGGUUCCUAUCCAGGGUGCCUAAUUAGCCAAAGUCACAUUGCCAUUGCCACUGAUUGUAUCUUCUCAAGUUACUCUUUAGCAUAGCUUCAGAAUAAGAUGCUGCAGUGGCACCGUUGAUGGGCACUAAACCUGCGUACAUCCUGUCACUGGGGCAUCUAAAAUUUCCCCACCUCGCCCAUGCAUGAUCCAUUGUAUGAGUUUAUACAUUGUAUCCUACCUUCUCGAUCUCUCGAAACAAACAUGUAUUCGCAUGGAAUAGCAAAUGCGAUGGUUAGUGAAUAUUGUUUUGGUUAAAUGCAAUGCAACUCUUUGGGAUGACAAAA
This is a messenger RNA of Malania oleifera, 1308 nucleotides long. RefSeq lists its product as uncharacterized. The transcript is spliced from 6 exons. NCBI's taxonomy places the organism in Eukaryota, Viridiplantae, Streptophyta, Magnoliopsida, Santalales, Ximeniaceae. The record is from RefSeq and is a predicted model, not a curated record. The coding region runs from base 45 to 1007 and encodes 320 amino acids.